CUUCACUCUUUCAUUCGCCAAUUUCGCCUGCCUCUGAACAACUCCCGGUGAAAGUACGUCUGGACACUUUCAACUCGGAUAUGUGAGGAGAAAAGUGUUGAAAAAAGUAUAUAGUUUGAGCUGUGUGCAUUCCUUAUCGGUGGACUGACAAAUAUACGAUUAAAACCAACAGUGAACGAAGCGGAGGAAAACACCCAAAAGUGGAAGAGUUUGAAAGUCAGUUUAACGCCAAACUUCCCUUGGCGUCCUAUUACGGGGAUUUAAGAAAACUAUGCAGGCAGACUGGAUUAUGGAUUAUGAAGAACGCACACAAUUGUACAGAUUGCCCUGAAUAACUGCGAGAAUACACCCACUUUCAUGCACCUUUGCUAAAUCCAUCUCAUCUCCUCUCAUCUCAUCUGCUCGCACCCUUGUGUUUCGCACUAACGUACUGCUAAAAGAUGUUGUCUAGGCUGAGCGAGUGGUUCUGGAACGAGAGGCUGUGGUUUCCACAAGGACUGGGUUGGGCUGACCUGGAGGAUCGUGACGGUCUCACCUACUCCAAGGCAUCCGACCUCUGGGUGACCCUGCCCAUUGCCCUCGCCUUCCUCAUUAUACGACAGAUCUUUGAGAGGACAGUGGCCAUUCAACUGGCCGCAGCUUUGGGCGUAAAGGAGAAAGUCAGAGUGCAAGCGGCGCACAACCUCACGCUGGAGUCGUACUUCAGAAUCACAAGUAAAAAUCCCAAACAGAGCGAAAUCGAGAGUUUAGGUAAAAAGACCGGGUACUCAGAAAGUCAGAUCCACAGAUGGUUCAGGCGACGAAGGAAUGAAGAGCGACCCAACAAGCUGAAGAAGUUCAGAGAGGCCAGUUGGAGAUUUACCUUUUACCUUCUUGCUUUCAUUGCUGGCCUUGCUGCACUUAUUGAUAAACCUUGGCUCUACAAAAUGAAGGAGAUGUGGGCAGGGUUUCCAAUGCUGCCGCUGCUGCCUUCUCAGUACUGGUACUACAUGAUUGAACUAGGCUUUUACGUGUCCCUCCUCUUCAGCGUCGCAUCAGACGUCAAGCGAAAAGACUUUAAAGAACAAAUAGUGCACCAUGUUGCCACCAUCCUGCUGAUUAGUUUCUCCUGGUGUGUGAACUACAUCAGAGCAGGAACCCUCAUUAUGCUGGUGCACGACGCCUCCGACUAUCUGCUGGAGUCUGCCAAAAUGUUUAACUACGCCGGCUGGAGAAAAGCGUGCAACUACAUAUUCAUCGUAUUUGCUGUCAUCUUCAUCAUCACCAGACUCGUCAUCUUCCCAUUUUGGAUUUUGCAUUGUACUUGGGUGUAUCCGGUGACCGUUUAUCCUCCGUUCUUUGGAUAUUACUUCUUUAAUGGGCUGCUGUUUGUGCUGCAGUGUCUGCACAUAUUCUGGGCCGUGCUCAUUCUGCGUAUGGCCAUCAAAUUCUUGCCAGGCAAUAAUAUUGUGGAGGACGAGAGGAGUGACCGAGAAGAAACAGACACGGAGGACGAUGAGGAAGAACAGGAGGACAGGAAAGCGCCAAUGAAAAAUGGACCAGUGCAGAACGGCCACUCUCCUCUAAACAACAACCAUCACAGCAAGACUGAGUGAUACUAGCAGAGACGAGAGAAGGAGGUACAACACUCCCCUUCCUGUACACACGGACGAGACCAACAAACUAACGCCAGGGGUGUUUGAUGGAUUGAAAAGGCCCAGAGCAAACACACACUCACAAUACAUGUAGAUAUAUAUAUAUAUAUGAUACUAAUUUUUGGAAAUGGACAUACUUUGAAAAGGAGGAAAGAUGUAACUUCUUUCCCCUUGCAAACUAUUUAAAACACUAUUAAUAGGCACCGUAUCAUUAAAUAACCCUUUUGUUUGUUCAGGGUCUUGUCUAAUGUUAGUGAAUCCAAUGUUCACUUGCUUUACUGGAAAUAUUUCCUCUAGUUUAUUAGGUGUUUAGUGCCUUAUUAGUACAAAGUUGUACUGACGUUCAUAGUUUUCAUUUCCUUUUUGUCUUUUGGGCAUCACACACACACUGUUAUCCUCCCUUUACUUGUCAGUAAUACGUUUUUGCAUGUUUUGUCUGGUCAACUGUCAAAUUUCCAAGAAUCCCUCAGUAUUUGAGUUCUGAAGUUGCCGGAAACUGACUGGAAGUUUUUGUUUUGUCACCCAUUUGUUCACUAUAUAAUAACAACCUCACCAAGUGAUCUUCACACACCUGCUUUACUUAGAAAACUUGAUCUUUCCCCAAUCCAGUUGCACUAAUAAACAUUACUGACCCCGUCUUGCAACACUACCACUUUACAAAGGCUCUAAAGACUUGUAUUGCCAUGAGAUCCCGUCCCAAAGGAGCUAAAUCAGUGUGCUGCUUUUUGCAUUUAACAUUUGUCUGUUGAGUUUGUAACGAAGCAACAAAUGUGUGUGUGAAAGAAUCUCAUAUCUAAUAUUUGUGUUGGUCGGCAUGUGUCCUGUAACGCAUUUCUGUUAAAAAUGCAUUCUUAAAUAUAUUCGUUACAGUUAUUUUAAAGUGUUUUUUUUCCUGGUUUUUCAUUUAAGAUUAUUUUUAUUUAAGGUCCAGAUAUUUUCAGCAAACCUGAUAAGCUGAUAAUUUAUGCAGUAUGUGGAAAAUGACUUUGUAAAAAGCAAAAACAAAGUACUUGGCAGGAGAACCUGUAGUUAGUGUUUUUCUCUUCCGUUUAUAUGAUGAAUAAUUACAAUAACAGUCAGUAUUGAGUGCUGGAUGCACUUUGUAACUCUCCGUCUAAUGUAAAAUGCAUUAUAAUGAUUGUGUUGUUAGCAAACUGUUUGACAUAAUUGAAACUCUGGCUUGCAUUUGUGGCAUUUAUAGGAAAUGGAUUCCAUAGUUUAAAAAAAAAAAAGUUAUGGAAAUGAUCCAAUAUGUCCUCCAGUAUGUACUGUUUGCCCAGUGUCUGCUGCUUUACAUGAGAUCAUGUUAAACCUUGAAGGCACAGUUCACCCUAAAAUGAACAUUGUCAUUAUUUACUCACCAUCAUUUUGCUCCAAAACCUGACUUUUCUUCUGUGGACAACAAAAGAAACUUGGGGUGCAAACAACACAGGACGUCAUUGACUUUAAUUGUAUGGACAAAAUAGUUCAUCUAUGUUUGCAGAAGAAAGUUUUUGAAUGACAUGAGGGUGAAUAAAUGAUGUUCAUUUUUGGGUGAACUAUCCUUUUAAGUGUCAUAUUCAAUUCCACAUGAUCUCUUGUUACAAUUUAAGCAACAGGUUAACAAAUUGUGGUCCAGUAUUGCUUUUGUUAAUAUAUGAAAGUCUGUGUCAAUACAGGUGCUCAGCAUUUAAUGCAUUUUUGCUAGUGGAAUGUGACAUCUAGAUUGGCUAUACAAAGUUAUUUUAAGUUUCCAAAAGUUGCCACAAGUGCCUUAUUUGUAAAUGUAUAUCGGUGUCAUUUCCAUGUGUGCUUGUUGUCCUUGUGUUCCUGACCUCAUCGCCUUUAGAUUUUAAGCUGAAGCAUCCUCCUCUCUCUCACUCCUUCUCUGUUUACAUCCAUUCAACUUCAUCUCUCCUCACGGCCCGGUGCCAAGACCAAUCCUUCCCCUUCACCGCGUCCUGUCGACUGUGGGUCCACCGCAUAAACAAGCAAUUUGAUCAGUGUCCCCAACGGCCAGUGUUUUAUGUUGUAUUUUGUAUCAUCAUUAUUCAAUGAUGAAAGAUAAAGAUUCUUGUGGAUG
Messenger RNA from Sinocyclocheilus anshuiensis, 3696 nucleotides. Its product is annotated as ceramide synthase 2-like. The record is from RefSeq and is a predicted model, not a curated record. The coding region runs from base 441 to 1595 and encodes 384 amino acids. Gene Ontology annotation, molecular function: sphingosine N-acyltransferase activity; DNA binding. Gene Ontology annotation, biological process: ceramide biosynthetic process. Gene Ontology annotation, cellular component: membrane. NCBI's taxonomy places the organism in Eukaryota, Metazoa, Chordata, Actinopteri, Cypriniformes, Cyprinidae. The transcript has 11 exons.